AUGCGAUGUCGUUUUUGCGAAGGAAAUUUUGGUUUGGCCGAGAGGCUUUCUUCGCACAGAAACUUUGCUGGUGGCGAACAGCACUUCAACGUACCUUUCAACAACCAUCAACGACCUUCAUACACCAUGACGAGAUACACAAAGCUCGACGGAAGGCGCUCGCUCGCCAAGAAGACCGUAGACUCGGAUAGCGAACCCGAACUCGAGUCCACCGCACCUGUGACGCCUGCCAAGGUUGAGGUCCAACCUCCUGUCUCUGAGGCUGCGCUCGACACACCGUCCAAGGAAAAGAAGAAGAAGGACCAGAAGGAAAAGAAGGACAAAAAGGAUAGGAAGAGCAAAGAGGACAAGACUGAGGAUGACGAUGCCACUGCCGCCGCUGAUGAUGCAGAGCCAAGAGAUGACGUCGAAUCUGCAGAGCCAGUCGCAUCCACAUCUGCCUCUGCCUCGACCGAAGUCGACGCAGACACCACCACCGUCGCAGCCGAUCCCACAACCCCAGCUGCCGACGCCGAGCCACCAACGAUCGAAAAGCUCCUCAAACGAGCCAAGCUGCUCAAACUGAAAGCCAAGAAAGCCAAAAACGAGGAAAGCAAGAAGCGGUUCCAACGCAUGACGCGCGAUAUUGAGCGUCAAGUCGAGCAGAUGUUUGGCUCGUUCGAGUAUGGUCCCAAAGGUCAGCUCAUUCGUCUUGGUGCAGCACAAAGCGACACCAUGUGGCAGUCACGACAGAAAGGCGGAGAUUGGUCCGCCCCUGCUUCCUCCCACUCUCUCGGCGGUGAUGGCGGAUGGGGUGCGCGUGGCGGUCAACACUCUUCUUCCUCCAACAACAACUUCAACUCUGACCGUUCAUGGGGUAACAACAAGACGGACGACGAACGACGAAUGGAUCGAAGGGAUGCACGUCGAGAAGAACGAGCGGAACAACGACAAUCCAAACUCAAAUGUUUCGCCUGUCGAGGCAUGGGUCACUCGGCCAAAGACUGCCCCAACGCACUCGAUGCGCAAUCCAUCUCACUCAAAUCCGACACCGGUGGCACCACCACCGAUUCGCCCAUGAUUGGUCGCGAUGCAGUCGGCAUCUGCUUCCGAUGCGGCUCCACCGAACACACUCUCUCCAAAUGUCGAAAACCCGCGCUCAAAAAUGACGAGCUCCCCUACGCAACCUGCUUCAUCUGCCACUCGAAAGGCCACCUCUCCUCGAAAUGUCCCAACAACGCCGGUCGAGGUGUCUAUCCUGAAGGUGGUUCGUGUAAGCUCUGUUCGAGCGUCGAACACUUGGCCAAGGACUGUCCUCUGGCUUUGAGGAAUGAAGGAAAGAGUCACAAGAUGGAUCGUGAGGCCAAAUCGUUGGUCAACCAGGUGAUUGUAGGAAGCACAAAGGAUUCCAGUCAAGCUGGAGGAGAUGAGGACGAUUUCCACAGUUUUGCGAGGAAGAGAGCUCAGGUGGAUGGUGAGGCAAAGGCGGAUAAGAGGGAGGGAAAGAGGCUCAAGAAGGACGCAAAGGUGGUUUCCUUCUGA
This is a messenger RNA of Pseudozyma hubeiensis SY62, 1521 nucleotides long. RefSeq lists its product as hypothetical. Gene Ontology annotation, molecular function: zinc ion binding; nucleic acid binding. The record is from RefSeq and is a predicted model, not a curated record. The transcript has a single exon. Bases 1 to 1521 code for a protein of 506 amino acids. Lineage: Eukaryota; Fungi; Basidiomycota; Ustilaginomycetes; Ustilaginales; Ustilaginaceae.